Symsagittifera roscoffensis is the source of this 3395-nucleotide messenger RNA. RefSeq lists its product as uncharacterized. The record is from RefSeq and is a predicted model, not a curated record. Gene Ontology annotation, molecular function: GTPase activator activity. NCBI's taxonomy places the organism in Eukaryota, Metazoa, Xenacoelomorpha, Acoela, Convolutidae. The coding region runs from base 327 to 3395 and encodes 1022 amino acids. The transcript has 19 exons.
AGUCAUAUUCAAACGUCGAAUCGGUGGUUGCUCAAACGUUAAAUUUUGAACCAUCUUAGUAAUGGCUAUAAUGCAAGUACAUUGGACGUAGAGGCUCUUUGGACCAUCAUAGUUAUAGAGAAUUGAACACGCAACACCAACUAUCAAGAAUCUCUCGGCAGUAUUUAUCGAAGUCUGUGUACCGUUGUAUCAUUCAGAGCACAACUUUCAAUUUAUUAAAUCACAUUGUUAAUUCAAAGAAUGAUUAAUAUGUUAAGUUUGAAACGUAAUAAACUUUGUAAAGAGGCGUCAAUUACACUGUAAAUCUUGCCGUUUCAUUGUCAAUUAUGGCGAACCGAAAUCAGAACUGGGAGGAUCAGAGCACAGAUGUAUUCGAACCAGUUGAGCACAAACCCCCUCAAAUUUUUGUCGGGUUUUCGGACUUCUCCGAGGAUGUUAAUUGCAAAGAAGUCAACGGCGAAUUAUACAUACGACUAUCGGCCUGUACUUCAGUGCCUGUUACUUUUGGAGGCUCGGAUCAAAUCGGGACGACACAAUCAGUCGAUCAAAAUGAAGACAAUCGCGACUCGGCUGUGACACUGCAAGGGGACUCGGAUACACAUUUUGAUUUCAAUGAUUUCAAUGAAGCUCAAAAUGCCUCUUCAUCGCGCAAUGGGUCCUCUGCGUUUCACAUCCCUUUCCCCACUGGUCAGGAUGAGUGUACGAAUCUGACGAGGGGCAGUGGUUCUUCAGAAUCUCGGGGUGGUCCGACCAGUCUCAACAUGUCCAUUAACUCCAUGUACUCCGACACUGCGGCAACUGAUUCGCCAAUAGUGGAGGACUCAUCGGAGCGUCCGAGACUUGAUUCAUACGAGACUGAUGAAGAAGAAAUAGCAUCGGACGAUCAUCCAGUAACUUCAAGCAGACCUGGAAGUCGUCGUGUGAAACGUGCGACGUCUGCGCCUCUCUUGGACGAAAUUGGGUACGACGAAAUUGACGGAAAAUCACGCUCAAGCAAAAAAGAAAUUUACUCGAAGUUACCUUUCAACUUUCGUUUCGAUAAACCAUCUGGCAUGAAUUUCGAUCAAGCCGUCCAAAGAAUCCAAGAAAUUCGAGUCAACGAGCAUCCAGAAGCCCUUUGUGAGAAAGUCAAUAUCUAUGAGUCACACUUCUCCUGGUUCGUGGAAGUGCAAGUAGACAAAGGUGUGAAGGUGGAACCCUCGGGCCGAGUGUCGUUGAAGAACUCAGACAAGGUCGUGAUUGGAAUACGGAAGAGUGAUUCGCUGCCUGAGAUAUGGGUUAUGGCCACUAAACCAGAGCUGAAACAGAAGGAAACCUUUGAGCCGAAGAAGUUUAAAGUUGAAGAAGAUUCUCCCAUCAUAUUUGAACCCUGGAGACUAGAAAGAAAAGGUGAACGCAAAUGUGAGGUCAAAGUCAGCGCAGAUGACACACACUACGUCGCUUUCCUGUUCACUUUAGACUCCAUGGGAAAAGCUGAUUUGCUAUACUCGAAGAUGUUGGAAGCUUCUAACCACAUACUCUUCAACUCAUCAAUGAGUCAUAAACUGGAGUUGGUGGAAAGGAGACAAAAGUUGCAGGAAAAGAAAAGCACGAUUGAGGAGUUGAUGAGUAGCAAUGUGUCGAAUCGUUUUUGCUCCGAGUGUUGUUCCAAGUACCUCGGAGUCUUCGAUCUUUGGUUCUCUCCCGCCUCCUGGACCAUGGUGUGCACCAACUGCAGCAACUGGCAACGCCGAUUCAUAUCCUCAGCUAGACAUCUGUGGUUGGACGAUUUCAACCAGUCUACUUGGAGGGCCAUGGUAGCAACUUCGAAUGCGUUCAUGAGUAGAUACUGGUACAGUGAACUGGACCCAGAUCAUUUUCUGGACGGAUAUGAGCUGUUGAGAGAAGAGUCUUCUUCUAAUCUUAGGGAGUGUGUUGCGGAGAGGCAUAUCUACGGGAAAUAUUGCAACUUAAAAUUUUCAAAUCUCCAAGAUGCCAGCUUUGCAAGUAACUUGACGUCACAUAACUCACAGACACUGUACAGACUUCUGCUGGAAAAUGAAAAAGAUCUUCCUCAGAUAGUGGACCAGGUUUUCAAUGGGGUGUCUCUUAACGAAGUGCAUAGAAAUGAAAUAAAGAUGAGAAUGGGUGAUGACAAACAUCAUCAAGAAGUGAUGAAGUUUGUGGACUUCCUCGACAACACCAAGUCUAUAUUGGAAAAAGAAAGCGAUUACAUCACACCACCGAGUUCGAGCUGCAUCGAAAGCUUCUUCAAUAGAAACGCUAUCUUGCGAUUAGUCACAUUUGUCUACUCGCCCGAAAAAACAGCAAAUGCGUUACAGGAGUGUGGGGCUAAGCUGCACAAAAGAGAAAUGUUCCAGGUCAUUCCAUACCCAAAAAAGGAAGAUCCAAAUCUACCAGAAAACGCUCCCAGGCCAGAAUUCUUCAUGCCUUCAGAAAUGAUAACACCAUUUUACGAUUACUUCCUACGUGAAACGUUUCAUUCUAAUUUUAGUCGACCCGAUGAAAAAAUUAAUCGGCCUAGAAUCAUAGGAACUGCAAAUUACAAAUUGGAGGACAAAUCUGAAUAUUUUUCUAGCAAAUGCUGUGCAAUUUUAGACAACUUCGUUUUGUACAUUUUCCCAUCCCUUUCAACUCCGGCUAACUGUCUGGAAAUAGACUUACGUUUUGUAUACAGAGUAAUUCAUCCAGAAAGUUCAAAUCCACGUCAAUCUGUGUUGGAUCCAGCUUAUCUGUUAAAGAUUGAUUAUUUCAACCCAAGAAAAGCAACUGAGAACAAAAGCUUCAGAGUUCUUUCUUUGAUGUUUAAAGACGGAACAGAGAUGAAUACUUGGAAAACGCUGCUUUCUGAUUGGAUAAACAUCACCCAAUCACCCUUACUUCAUCGACAGCCAAUGGAGUGGCACCAUUUCGGCAUAUUUUGUAAUUACGCGAUAUCUAUUUUAAUUGGUGAAAAGCUGAUGACGCCCACUUUUAAAUCGGAAUCGAAGAAGCACUGGUUAAUCGCAUCUUCUAGUGACCUACCCCAAAACGAGAGUGAUUUUGUGAACAAUUUCAACUUCAAGUGUGACAUGCCAAGGUCUUUGUCAUCAAUCGAAUCUUUUGGCCAAUUUUAUUCACUAAACAAUCCAGCUGCCAACUUACACCUUCUGAUAAACUUCACAAAGGACUACCUCAUGGUACCAGCCAGAUUUAUCCACAGAAUCCAGACGUCGCAGGCCAGCCACAAUUUGGCGGCGGCGGGACUUGAUUCGGAUUCCUCAACUCUGUCCAGAAACUACUCGGCUGUGUCUGCCGCUGUCAAUAGUCUGUCUAUGGUUUAUAGGCAGGGCUUCCGCAAAAAUAAACAUCUAAAUAAACAUGAUUUUUUUCUGAUUUUUUUCUUUGAUUUUUAA